AUGGAGCAGCGUGUACUGGCAUUACUGGUACUAAGGAUUAUACUUUCUGCCAUUGGAAUAGCUGGAAAUACAGUUUUGAUCAUUUCGAUCCUUCACUUGUCAAAAGUAAAGACAUUUGAAGUGUUCCUACUUGGACUGGCCAUCACCAACCUUGAGGAGAUUGUAUCUGUGGAAAUCUAUGAUGCAGUUGUUCUUCAAUCUGCAAUUGACAUCAGCGUUUGGUCUUGCAGCACAAUAAAAUUUUUGGCAUCUUUUGGAGAAGCUGCCAGCAUAUUUUUCACAGUGCUUAUUAGCAUCUUCCGCUAUCAAAAGCUGCACAAUGCUGCCAAGCGAAUAAUUACACCUAUUUUAAUGGACAACAUAAUAUCUGCUGUUUGUCUUAGUUUGGGAUGCAUUUUUGUAUCUGUUCUCGUAAGUAUACCCGUUAUCAUUAUAAAUCAGAGUAGCAUCCCCCACAUAGAAAACUUUACUAUUGAAAACUGUACAACUGAUUUUUUCCAGUGUUCGAAAGAUUACUGUCCCACUUUUAACAAUGUCUAUAAAAUUCUAUUCAUUGUGAUCGUUCAUAUUUUGCCUCUCCUAAUUGUUACAGCGACGAGUGUCCUAAUUAUUAGGAUUUUAAUUGUUCAGCAAAAUGCAGUGGACUCACAUCAUAAUUCAGAUCCACCUGCAUUAGCUGCUUAUCAUCAUCACCAUCAUCAUCAUGAGCAUGAUGUGUUUCAUCGGAGCACCAUUGGCAUCCUCUCUGCGAUGACUCUCUUUCAGCUGUACUGCAUUUUGUAUCUAAUUAAUCAGUUAAUGUUUACCCGAUAUGACAUGCCUGCUUGGUCAGAGAUGGAGUUUUUUAUUGCAACAAUUUAUACAGGUAUCAUCCCAUACAUUUAUGGUACAGGACAUAACUUUUUUUCCUUGAAGCACUUUAUGUGA
Molecule: messenger RNA, 927 nt
Organism: Trichomycterus rosablanca
Lineage: Eukaryota; Metazoa; Chordata; Actinopteri; Siluriformes; Trichomycteridae
Product: trissin receptor
Exons: 1
Coding region: 1-927 (308 amino acids)
Biological process (GO): neuropeptide signaling pathway; sensory perception of pain; G protein-coupled opioid receptor signaling pathway
Cellular component (GO): neuron projection; plasma membrane
Molecular function (GO): neuropeptide binding; dynorphin receptor activity
Source: RefSeq, a predicted model, not a curated record